AUGUCGGUCCGCAUUCAAUUUGACGAGCCCGUACAGAGGUGCUACACAAAUCUCGACUUCCUCUCCGGCACCGUCAUCCUCAUCCUCCCCAACGAUGCCACCAUCUCCGCAGUUACGGUCAAGCUCGAGGGUGAAAGUCGGACUCGGCUUGCUGUGCCCAAGUUCCCCAACAAUGAGCGCUCGGACAAGAAGAGGACAGAGCUAGAACUGCACAAGCUUUUGUAUAAAGUCAUCACCCUCUUCCCGACACCCGAGCUUCAAGAAAGAAGUAGCGGUGCUGCGUACACCCUCCUCGCCGGGCAGUACAUCUAUCCGUUCGAGUUCAAGAUCCCUAUCAAUAACGACUGCCAAAAGAAUCCUAGUCCCCUGAAAGACAUUAAACUUGGUCAUGUGAAUGUUCAGUUCGCACCCGACACCACAAGACAUGUGAAGAAGACACUGCCGCCCUCACUGGGUGGGUUCUUUCCUGGUGAAGCGGAAAUCAAGUACUAUGUGAAGGCGACUGUCGUCCGCCCUAAAUUUUUCCAGGAGAAUAUCAGAGCGAUUGCCGAUUUCUAUUUUCUACCGAUCGAGCCGCCUCGGCCUGCCAAUCGUCAUGAGGAGACGUUUGCAAGGCGAAAGAGACAAUUCCAGAGAUACCCGGCCGAGUCGCAGAAAAGGAUUUCUGGCCUGUUCGGUAGAAAAUCUUCGCCCGCCACAUCCGCUGAGGAGGAGCCUCCCGCCUUUCAGGUCGAUGCCCGUCUUCCCAGUCCUGCCAUCAUCACCUGCAAUGAAGCCCUACCGCUCCGUAUAUUGGUUGAGAAGCUUAAUGACAGCUCAGCCACCGCCUACCUCAAGAUGUUGCAGAUUGAACUGAUAGGCUACACGCAGGUCAGGGCUCUUGACCUGGAGAGAACUGAAACCACCAAGUGGCCACUGAUAUCACAGGCGAACAUGAACAUGCCUCUUGGAAACCCUUCUGAUAAAGGCCAGAAAGAGUGGAAACUCCCUUCUCGGCUGUGGGAGGAUUUCCCACUCCCCAAUACUGUGUGCCCUACAUUUGAUACCUGCAACAUCUCUCGGCGGUAUGAACUAGAGGUCACGGUUGGUUUAGCACAUGCUGUGGCUAGUGGCGUACGACCCGAACUGAUGAUCUUUCCAUUGCGUCUACCGGUUUUGGUCUACUCUGGCAUCCCUCCUCCUCCGGCGCUGUUGAAGGCCAUGGCCAACAAUCCUCGUCCUCAACCUGCCCUUUCACAUCUGGCUCCACCGAGGCCGCCCGAGCUGAACGGCAUGUCUUCACAACCGGUCACUCCAUUAGAGACGCCGACAACCCCUUUGUCUGAGAUCAACUCGUACCCUGCUCCAGUGGGCUCCUACCACCCGCAUGAGCAAUCAGAUAUCCCUGACGACGCCCCACCCAGCUAUGAAGACGCUAUGGCCGAGGAUAUUGCCCCCGUCGAUGGCCCUCGACGGGAGUACCACGUGCCACCGGAACCCGAAGCUCAGCGGCCAGCCUUCAACCCCGACGCAAAAGGUACCGGGCUUGCCCGACGGGUCAGUGAGCGACUAUUUUCCGGAGGCGAACCAGUCAGCCCUACGAGGACAACUUCUAUGGCAAGUGCACCGCAAGGCCUGGCGAUGGUUGAGGACGAAGAUCCCGGGUCCCCAAGCUCACCGUCCGGAGGAAGUUCAAGCCGGAUGUCUAACUGGAAGAGGAGUUUCAGUGGUCGGAAGGAAUAA
Messenger RNA from Fonsecaea erecta, 1722 nucleotides. RefSeq lists its product as hypothetical. Gene Ontology annotation, biological process: ubiquitin-dependent endocytosis. The record is from RefSeq and is a predicted model, not a curated record. The transcript is spliced from 4 exons. The coding region runs from base 1 to 1722 and encodes 573 amino acids. Lineage: Eukaryota; Fungi; Ascomycota; Eurotiomycetes; Chaetothyriales; Herpotrichiellaceae. Gene Ontology annotation, molecular function: protein-macromolecule adaptor activity; ubiquitin protein ligase binding. Gene Ontology annotation, cellular component: cytoplasm; plasma membrane; cytosol.